Molecule: messenger RNA, 2088 nt
Organism: Physella acuta
Lineage: Eukaryota; Metazoa; Mollusca; Gastropoda; Physidae
Source: RefSeq, a predicted model, not a curated record
GGCAAUAGCUGUUUGAAAAUGGGCUGGCUUCAGUUUUGGGGUUAUUGUGUCAAUAUAAAUCUUGAUGAGUAUGACCAGCAGUACAGCAACACAAAAUGCAAGAACUCUCUUAUCGUGAACCAAGAUUAUUUUCUCAUGAGUGGUUCCGUGGAUUUCUCUGAUGCUGGUAGCGCAUGGGACGAAACAGUAAAUGUACAAACCCGAAAAUACCCCACUAAUGAUUUCAAACAAAUUUGCCCUAUUUCUACAUCAGCCACAGAAAAUAAUGUCAAACCUGAUAGCUGCUACUGCAACAACUGUUCAGGUGACAUUAAACAUUUCACAAUCAACAGAACUGCAGAAUUUCAGUACAGUAAAGCUGAAAUCAAAGUUUUAAUUCAGUCUUCAAAUGGUGAAGACAACGAAUACAGUAUGAAAAAAUUACCAGAAAUGAUUUCUUUAGAUCAAACUACAAGCACACUUAUAGCCGAUGAUAAAAUAUUAACACAUGAAGACUGUGGGUCAAAUUCAACAUUAAUAGCAUCCAAGAUUAGAUUAUGCUGUCACUCUGGUAAUGAGCCAUGCACUUCUGUCAUAUAUAAGAAUGGUGUAAAGUCUAAUGAUAGCAGCUGUGCUGAUGUUGAGCUGACAUCUUCUGAGAUUGCAAAUCUGACCUUUGAACUUGAAAUUUGUGGUGAAGUGCUCAAGACAGCCAUUCAGUCCUGCAAGAUAAAAGGAAAAACUGCUGAAAAUAAUGAGCUAACAAAUACUUCAAAGUGGAUCAUAGUUGCUGGAGUAUUGGUGGCAGCAGUAGGCCUUAUAACAAUGCUAAUAAUAUUCAUAGUAAAAAAAAUGAACAUCACUUGUUGCAAAGGAAAUAUCAUAACAAAGUGUUUAGACUUCUUUAGAAGAUGUAAAAAUACUGGUCAAUAUGUAAUAAAACCAGAAGUAAAAGACAAUCCUGGGGAAAUAACUUACACUUCAGUGAUAUUAAGAAACUGUUCUACUGAUCAGAGUCAACCAAAUGAAACAAAUCAACCACCAGAAGUAGACCAAAAUAAGCAUCAAGAUGCUGAGAUUAAAAAAGUGAAAAACAGUUCUAAGAGAUUGUCUGAUUCCACUCCACAACAGCAGCAUGCUAAUGGAAAGAGAUUUUCUGAUCCAAGUCCACACAAGAAAAAAAAUCAUCCCACAGAAGUAGAUAAAAUUAAGCAUAAGAUGUGCAAAUUCAAAGAGAAGUAAAAGUCACAGAUCUAAGAGACUGAUCCACUCCACAACAACAAAAUGUCAAUGCAAACAGAGCUGAUGAUUAGAGUCAACCAGAUGAAAAUAAAUCUUUCAGAAAAGUUUAAAAACAGGCAUGAUAAUAAAAAUGCUGAAAUUUUUUUUUUUUAAAUGUUUGGGUGGACAUGCAAUAAAAACAAAAUUAAUUAAAAAAAACAACUUGUAUAUAAGUAUGCAGUAAGAAGCAGAAAUAAAUGAUCUUUUUUAAAAUAUAUUGAUAUACCACUAAUAAAAUAACUAUAAAGAAAGUAUAGGUAGCUUCUUAAAUUUUAAUCAACCCUGGUUUUCUUGUGGAGCAUAGGGCCCUGCAGUCUUUAGUUGUAGGUGAAAGACUCCACCUCAAGGUUUAUCUUGGGGUUUCCACUCCAGGGACUGCCAUUGUGUACUUUUUGCCAUUACAUUUGAUCAGGUUUUUGUUGUUUAGUCUGAAAAUUUAGAAAGAAUAAAGCAAUGAUUUCAUGGAUACAGAAACUAGCAGCAAUUUCAUUUUACAUUUUUGUGAAAAUUAAACAUAUCUCUCAUGGGCCAAGGUCAGAAACAAAUCUAUCAUAUGAUUUUCAUGUGCCCCAGAGUCAGUCUGAUCUGAAUGGGAUCUUUCACCCUAUACAAUUAACAUAAUUGCUUAACAAUUCAAAAGGAUUAAAGGGAAUAUGUAGAUUGGAUAUUACCAAUAUUUUAUUGUAUUUAUUAUUUAAAUAUAUUAGUUUAGACAAAAAGUUACAAAUAUUAUAUGAAUCCAUAGAACAUGCAGUCUAGUCACCCUAAACCUUUCUUACUGCAUAGUUCUGAAUCCCUGAAAUUGAGCUGUUUAUGCAUGCUUGAAUG